Messenger RNA from Linepithema humile (Argentine ant), 3615 nucleotides. RefSeq names its product Apoptosis inducing factor (gene AIF). The record is from RefSeq and is a predicted model, not a curated record. Gene Ontology annotation, molecular function: FAD binding; protein dimerization activity; NAD(P)H oxidase H2O2-forming activity. Gene Ontology annotation, biological process: apoptotic process; mitochondrial respiratory chain complex assembly. NCBI's taxonomy places the organism in Eukaryota, Metazoa, Arthropoda, Insecta, Hymenoptera, Formicidae. Gene Ontology annotation, cellular component: mitochondrion; cytoplasm.
AUUGAGUUGGCUGCUCCGAAAAAUGAUGUGUGCGAUUUUGGUCGCGCGUUCUCAUUGGUCAAUAGCAAGUUGCAUCACGUAACGUGAACAACAAAUUCAAGUUGACUCCGUGCUCGUCGCGUUCUCUUCUCUUCAAAAACGAAUCGCGUCGAGCAUAAAAUAUCGAGCGUCAUAAUUAUUAAUUCGAGAUUGUUUUAUAAUAUUCAAUUCUAAAUUAGUGUGUGUAAGAAUGUAUAACAUGCUAUAUUUAUAACGCUCGCUAGAAUAUACGGGUGUCUUUGGGAAUCGUCGUGUAAAUUCUGAUAUUUCAUCUCUUUUACAAUCGCCAAAUGGCGUCGCGUCGCGAGAAAUGAAGUUCGUUGCAAGUGUUGAAAAACUUUAUGAUCAUCGCGAGUCUCUCAAGUUGGCAACUAUUGUGAAAACGCCGUUAAGCGGGAGCGUCGUGAAAAUGUCGGAAGUGUCGAAGAAGUAUCGGGCGUAAUUAGUUGCAUUACGCAUUAAUUGAGCUUGUGCGAUCAAAAGGCAAAUAGUCAAUAUGUGAAAAUCGGGAGUGCCGAAUAAAAUGUGUCGUGAUGUGUCUCGAUUCGCCGUUCGUGUAUGAGCCGAUGGCAAUUAGUCUACCGAUAAUCGGCGCGUAUAGAUACGUGUCGGAAGUGACCAAUGAAGCGUCCGACGAUCCGGUCUAUCGUGUUAAUUAGUGAGCGCGACCGUAAUUAGUUAUAAUUUUCCGAUCGAUUCGUAUCCGCGCGAGUGAGUGUUUCAUAGAACUGAGCUGAUACGGGGGAUCGUCUGAGAGUGGAGUUCAUAAAUACGACAACGAUUGAUAUACGGCGGAGAGAGAGAGAGAGAGAGAGAGAGGAGAGCGGAGAGCGGAGAGAAGGACAAGGCAGUGUACUUAGCGUUGAUACAACAAUCGAGAAAGAGAAGUUAGCUGUGCUUACAAGCCAUCUCAACUGGGUGCAUCGUUCAUCCCAUGGUUCAUCCCAAGUGCAUAUAUGUGCGUACGCACGCAUCUCGGUGGAGUGACUUUUAUUAAAUUCACGUGUCUCGCUUACCGGCUCCGCCGCCGCGCAGGAAAUCACCUGUUACGAGCGGAGAGACGACACGGCAAAGAAGAAAAGUGGGAAAUCCAGGUAAUGGCGUGUUGCGUGGCGAGCAUUCUUCCGGCGAACGUUCUUCCGGUUGACGAUACAAACAGCAAUAGUUAGCGGCUGAUUGCUGAUCACGUUAGCAGUUGGGGGAAAACACGCAAACGCCAUCGUAUUGCGUAAAGCCGACGGACAACCGGCUCGGCGAAGAUGUUCGUCUGUAGCAGAGCUAUCAGCCGAUUGCCAACCAGGAUUACGCAAGCAAAUCAUCUCUAUCGACCUGUAAAAUACAUCGGAAUUAUAAAUAUUGGUACUUUGCGCUAUAGUAGCAAAGCGAGCAAUAAAAAUCCACAGAAGCCAUCAGGCACUACUAUCAAGCCAGAAGAAUGUGUGGCCAAGUCUACAUCAAAGCCAGAGAGAGCUGUUCCUCCUUGUGAAGCAGAACGUGAUGCAUCUCGUUCAACAUCAUGUAAAGAAGUGCAUAAAUUAGAUGGAGAACAAAAACAAUCAAGUGAAAAAGGCUCAGGCAAAUUUGGAAAAUAUCAAUUUCGUUAUUGGCACUUACUCGCUGCUUUAAUUGUAACAGGAGUUGCAGCAUAUAAGGUAUCUUCAUCAUCUGGAUUGAAAGGUGAGGAAGCAGUUGAAGAGACGGAUGAAAAAAAGAAAGAAGGAAAACGGCAAAGGAGAUUUAGAGAAAAAGCAAAAGUUCCAGCAGAAUCUAAAUUAAUACCUCAAGAAGUACCUUAUUUACUGAUUGGUGGUGGAACUGCUGCAUUUUCAGCAUUUAGGUCAAUUAAAUCUAGAGAUCCCAAAGCAAAGGUUUUAGUUAUAGCGGAAGAAGGAGAGUUUCCUUACAUGAGACCACCUUUAUCUAAAGAACUUUGGUACAACACAGAUAAAGAAACAACCGCUCAAUUACGUUUUAACCAAUGGAAUGGCACUCAGAGAAGUAUAUUCUACGAACCGCACGAAUUCUAUUCGAGUGUUACUCAUCUUACCGAAUCUGACAAGGGUGGUGUUGCCGUAGCCAUGGGUUGGAAAGUAACGAAAAUUGAUGUUGUAAAUAAAAUUGCGAUUCUUGAAGAUGGUCAUGAAAUAAACUACAACAAAUGUCUUAUUGCAACCGGUACAUCGCCGAAGAAUUUGCCUGUAUUUGAAUCAGUUGAGGAUGAAAUAAAAAAUAAGAUUACAACAUUCAGGACAAAGGACGAUUUUCUCGAUUUAGAACAGAAUGUUUCUGAUCCGAAGUGCAAGAAUAUCGUAAUUGUUGGUGGUGGAUUUCUUGGCUCGGAACUUGCUUGCGCAUUGGCUAGAAGUUCAGAUAAAUCUAAAAAUGUUUCCCAAGUUUAUAAGGAAAAAUUUAUAAUGGCUCAAGUUUUACCGGAAUACUUGAGUGAGUGGACCACGAAAAAGGCCGCAGCAGAAGGUGUUCAUUCUAUACCUAGCUCAGAAAUUGAAGAUUAUAGGUAUAAGAACGGCCGACUGUCUCUUAUUCUUACCGGUGGUCAAACUAUCGAUGCUGAUCAAGUGAUAGUAGCGGUGGGUGUUCAACCAAAUACGAAUUUGGCAUCAUCUUCCCACUUAGAGACGGAUCCUAAAAUAGGAGGAUUUCUUGUUAAUGCCGAAUUAGAAGCACGAAGCAAUCUUUGGGUCGCUGGUGACGCAGCAUGUUUUUAUGAUGUCAAACUUGGUAGAAGAAGAGUCGAACAUCAUGAUCACGCGGUUACCUCUGGAAGAUUAGCAGGCGAAAAUAUGACCGGUGCAGGGAAACCUUAUUUGCAUCAAUCAAUGUUUUGGUCAGACUUGGGACCUGACGUAGGAUAUGAGGCAAUAGGUAUCGUGGAUUCAUCUUUGCCAACUGUUGGAGUCUUUGCAAAAUCAACGGAAGCAACUGUGGUUGAUAAUUCUACUGAAGAACAAAAAACAAAUUCUGAAGAAUCACAAUCUGAGUACAAUCUGAAUGCAAAAUCAGAGUCACAAAUUAUAAAAAAUGAGAACACAAGUUUAGAAGAAAACAAAGAAUCAUGUGAAGAUAAAUCUGUAGAGCAAUCUACAAAACGUGAUGAUUUCGGAAAAGGCGUUAUUUUCUAUCUUCGAGAUGACGUUGUAGUAGGAAUAGUGCUGUGGAAUAUCUUCAACCGGAUGUCGAUUGCUAGACGAGUUCUUACAGCAGAUACAAAGUAUGACGAUUUGAAUGAAGUAGCGAAAUUGUUUACAAUUCACGAUGAUUAAAAGAAUAAGAAUGAAUGACAAUAUUACGAGAUUAUUGUAUCAUAUAUAAAAAGGUGUCCGAUCUUCAUGUUUGAAGUGUUAUCAUUGGAAAACUCACAAAAACGAACUUCAUUGAACUCACAUGUCGCUGAAUUUUGCAGGUAUGCAAAUUACACAAGUAUCACUAUUCGUGCUGUAUAUGUGAAGAUUUCUAAAUACGAUCUGUAAACAUUCUCAUAUACGUACAAAUUAUGUACGUUUAUUAAUGCAUCCUAGAGUGCAUUUAUAGGAAAUAAAAGAACAAUUUUAUUCAUUA